AUGAAAGGGAGACAGCAGCGGAAGUGGUGCGGCUCUUGGCGCAGCGAAAAGAAAUCCGAACUGAUGGUGUUCCAGCGCCGUCGCCUACCAAACCGCCAAAAAUUCCUCGAGGACCAGAAGGCCCAGGUUGAAAGUAGGGCCCUAGAGAAGUUUCAGACUCGUGAUUGGAAAGCGGGUGAUAUCUACGCUCCCCAUGAUCUCAGUCCGGCAGAAAUGAAGAAGUGGAGAAAGCGCCAGGGCCCGGCAGCAGAUGCCUUUGACGCUUUGAACAUGAAUCCGCUUGAUCUUUACAAGGUUCGCUUGGAACCCAGAACGCUAUGCUCUCGUUCUCAUUCGAACGCAAAGACGCAGUAG
Messenger RNA from Aspergillus fischeri NRRL 181, 354 nucleotides. Its product is annotated as putative 37S ribosomal protein S18. The record is from RefSeq and is a predicted model, not a curated record. The transcript has 2 exons. Bases 1 to 354 code for a protein of 117 amino acids. NCBI's taxonomy places the organism in Eukaryota, Fungi, Ascomycota, Eurotiomycetes, Eurotiales, Aspergillaceae.